Acinonyx jubatus (cheetah) is the source of this 1273-nucleotide messenger RNA. RefSeq names its product olfactory receptor 52D1-like. Gene Ontology annotation, biological process: G protein-coupled receptor signaling pathway. The coding region runs from base 156 to 1112 and encodes 318 amino acids. Gene Ontology annotation, cellular component: membrane. The record is from RefSeq and is a predicted model, not a curated record. Gene Ontology annotation, molecular function: olfactory receptor activity; G protein-coupled receptor activity. The transcript has a single exon. Lineage: Eukaryota; Metazoa; Chordata; Mammalia; Carnivora; Felidae.
AUUCUUGAAUAAGUUAAUAACAAUAAAUACUUUUCUCAACAUAAAGAAGAUUAUUUCACAGAAAGGUCAUCAUUUUAUGUGAAUGACCCAACCACCUGAUGUUACAGGGAAAGCAUUCCAUCAUCCCUGGAUAAAGGCCUUUAUUUCCAAGCAGAAUGCCUGCUUUCAACAUCAGUGAUGACAGUCUCCCAGGCACACUCAUCCUGACGGGCAUCCCAGGGCUGGAGUGGGCCCACGUCUGGAUCGCCAUCCCCUUCUGCGCCAUGUAUCUGGUAGCGCUGGCUGGGAAUGCUGCCCUCAUCCUGGUCAUUGUGACAGACAGUGCUCUUCAUGCACCCAUGUACCUCUUCCUGUGCCUUCUUUCACUCACCGACCUGGCUCUCAGCUCCACCACGGUGCCCAAGAUAUUAGCCAUUUUGUGGCUUCAUGCUGGAGAGAUUUCCUUUGGUGGAUGCCUGGCCCAGAUGUUUUGUGUCCAUUCUAUCUAUGCUCUGGAGUCCUCAUUUCUUCUCGCCAUGGCCUUUGAUCGCUACGUAGCUAUAUGCAACCCACUGAGAUACACAACCAUCCUCAACCAUACUGUCAUAGGCAAAAUUGGCCUUGCCAGCAUACUCCGUAGUAUAGCCGUUGUCUCCCCAUUCAUCUUCCUGCUGAAGCGACUGCCUUACUGUGGUCACCAUAUCAUGGCCCACACAUACUGUGAGCACAUGGGCAUCGCUCGCCUGGCCUGUGCCAACAUCACUGUCAAUAUUGUCUAUGGGCUGACUGUGGCCCUGUUGGCCGUGGGUCUGGAUUCCAUCCUCAUUGCCAUUUCCUACGGCUUUAUCCUCCAUGCUGUCUUCCGCCUUCCAUCUCAAGAUGCCAGGCACAAGGCUCUGAGUACCUGUGGCUCCCACCUGGGGGUCAUCCUGGUCUUCUACAUUCCUGCCUUCUUCUCCUUCCUCACCCACCGUUUUGGCCAGCACCGAGUCCCCAAGAAUGUGCACAUUUUUCUGGCCAACCUGUACGUGCUCGUGCCUCCUGUGCUCAACCCGAUCAUCUAUGGGGCUAGGACCAAGGAGAUUCGGAGCCGACUUCUGAGACUGCUUCACUUGAGGAGGGUCUCAGUAUGACUUCUGAGAGGCUGUUGGAAGUGAUAAAGAACGGUAAAUGAUACUUGGUAAAAGAUAAAGUAAAUGAUAAAGGUAAAGGAUGAUUGUUUAGAACUUUAACAUGGAUGGAAACCUGUGAUGUGAGAGGCAGAGUGACAUGGUAGGAAGCACUGGAAGAGAAA